Molecule: messenger RNA, 933 nt
Organism: Drosophila sulfurigaster albostrigata
Lineage: Eukaryota; Metazoa; Arthropoda; Insecta; Diptera; Drosophilidae
Product: rab11 family-interacting protein 4A-like
Exons: 1
Coding region: 1-933 (310 amino acids)
Source: RefSeq, a predicted model, not a curated record
AUGGAGGAUCUGAAAAAAAGCAUUUUAGAUAUGAUGGCAGUAAAAUUGGACGAUGGUCUUAGGCUACUGGAGAAUAGAGUUGCUAAUGUGGAAGUUAAGCAGAAUAACAACAAUCCUGAGAAUUUCCAGUAUCAGCAAUUGCUAGACGAUUUAAAACAAAAGAGUAAACUGCAAUUCGAAAAGAUUCAAAAGGAAGCCGAAGCAAUGAGUAUUAAAAAUGCUCAGCUUGAGCUCAAAAUUUCUGAUUUGCUUAAAAAUAUGGAAAAUCUUCGCAAAGAUGAAGGCGAUGAAGAAGAUCAGCUGCAAAUUCAAAAGGAACCUGAGGCAAACCAACGACAGCAAAUGCCAGACGAUCGACAAAAUCACGAAGAAGUUUCAAUGCACGAAGUUUAUAAGUACCGUAAAGAGAUGGACGAAAAGAAUAAUAUGUGUCAUCAGUUAGAGCGAGAAAUAAAAGAUCUUCGCAAAGAGCUAGAGGCGAAAGAUAUUAUAUGCCAAGAUUUGAAACUUGAGGUAUCCCAAGUACGACAACACCCAGAAUUUAUUUUAAUGCGACAGCAAUUACUUGACGAUCUUAAAGGUCAAGAGGAGCUUCAUUUACGAGAAGUAAAACAGCUUCGCAAACAGCUAGAGGCAAAGGAUAAUAUAUGCUAUCAAUUGGAGAUUGAGAUAUCACAAGUACGGGAAAAUCCUGAAUUUCUUAAAAUGCGACAGCAAUUACUUGAUGAACUUAAAGGCCAAGAAGAACUUCAUUUGCUCGAAGUGAAUGAGCUUCGCAAGGAGCUGGACGAAAAGGAUAAAAUAUGUCACCAACUAGAGAAUGAAAUGUUCGGACAGGAAAAUGCUGAGCUUAUUCAUAGAAAUCCGAAUUGUCCAACGUGUCGAGCUCAAGCCUCUGCAAAUGAUAUACGUAAGCUAUUUACUCGUUCUUAA